This is a messenger RNA of Bacillus rossius redtenbacheri, 2968 nucleotides long. RefSeq lists its product as uncharacterized. Gene Ontology annotation, biological process: regulation of synaptic transmission, cholinergic; sleep; positive regulation of voltage-gated potassium channel activity. The transcript is spliced from 3 exons. NCBI's taxonomy places the organism in Eukaryota, Metazoa, Arthropoda, Insecta, Phasmatodea, Bacillidae. The coding region runs from base 245 to 682 and encodes 145 amino acids. The record is from RefSeq and is a predicted model, not a curated record.
UCUCUUCCCCUGCGCGGCGUGUUGCAUGGUGGGUCAGGAGCGCUGCGGCAGGGGGUCUGCGAGUCCCGGUGUCGCUCGGCCGCUUCGGGGGCAGCACACGAACCAGCCCCCGCCUCGAAACGACCUCUCAUCGCCGUCUUCGUCGUCGUCGUCGGCGUUCCCUGCUGCGCUGGCUUGCAUGAUUCGACGCGACGGCGCACGGAGUUGAUAGCUGAAGCAGAGUUUCCCCGGCGGGAGCAGGGCGAUGGAGGGCCUCAGGAUAGCCUGCCUCCUGGCGGGAGUCGUCGUAUUCGGCUUCCUCGCCGGUACAGGGCUGGGCAUCUCGUGCUACCAGUGCAACUCGGCGUACGACCCCCGCUGCGGCGACCCCUUCGACCCGUACUCGCUGGGCGCCGGCGACUGCAACGCCAGGCCCAAGCUGACGCAUAUCCACAACGUCGAGGCCACCAUGUGCAGGAAGAUCACCCAGAAAGUGUACGGCAAGGUGCGCGUGGUGCGCGGAUGCGGCUACGUGAACGAGUCGGCGCUGCGGGAGGGCAGGGACUGCUACCAGCGCACGGGCACGCACGACGUGAGCGUGCAGUUCUGCUCGUGCCACGGCGAGCUGUGCAACGCGGCGGCGGGCCUGGCACCGGCGCUGGGCGCGGCGCUGCUGGCGCUGCUGGCGAGGGCCUUCUCAUAACGGCCGCCAGGAGCGCCACCCUCGCCAGCCGCAGGAUAGCAGACACAGUAGCAGUUCCACCUGGUUCACCGACGUAGAGGGGGCGGCAUUGGCAGGCAGCCGCCGCGGCCACCGUAAACCAAAAAUUUAAUCUCAACAUUAAAAAAAAAAAAAUACUAAAGUAAAAAUAAAAAAAAGCUUCAUCUUUGGCCAGUUGACUUGUUCCGACGAAUCAAUACAAAUGACAUUAAACCCUACAUAAACCUUCACAUAGCAGCAUGUCUCUUACGAGAAAAAAAAAAUUGUUACAAAUACAUAAAAUUCAACAGUUUCUAUUAAUAAAUGAAAUUUUAAAAAUAAAACUAACAUAUGCACAGCAUUGUAAAUAGAGCCUCCGGUUACAUCAGAACCUGAGAGGAAGUUCCCCAGGCUACGUUGGGUUGCAUCCUAUCAUCUUAUACUAAUUAAUCAACUAACUAUACCACCCAAAACUUGGUGAUGCAAUCAAGUAAAAAAAAUAAAAUAAGUUUUUUUUUUAAGCAAAAGAUGAAAUUUUCUGUCUCUCUUGUGAAAAAUAUCUCACAGAACUAGGAUUUAAUUUAACGUUUCAAAUUCAAAUAGUUAAUGGAAACAAUGAAAUUAAACUGCAAUGUGAAAUAUAUAUAAAAAAUGCUUAUCUUUUAAAUAUGGUGAAUUUGGAGAAGGAUAUAAAAAAAACCUAAUUUAAUACAUAUUACAUUUUUUUAUUAUUUAACUUAGUCUUCAAGACUGAAAUUUGUAUUAGUAUCCAUAAAAACAAUAGUGUAUUUUUAAAUUAUCAUAAAGAUUGACAAAAAUGUAUUUUGAAAAAUACACUGCCAAAAGACCCAAGCAAGAAUACAAAGAUGUAGACAAAAAGAAAUAUACUUAUCAAUCUUUAUUGUAAUAAGUGUAAAAUAUUAACAUUAAGAAAAGACUCUAAUGUGAAUAACCAAUAGCUUCGUGGGAAAACAAAACUAAAACACAUGGUACGGAAAUGAAUAGCUAAUAGAAAAAAAAGUUAUCAAAACUUUAAGCUUGGGUUGGAUAAGUAUAUUCAAACAAAUCUUUAUUUGUAAUGCUUUAACUAUAUUAAAAAGUUAAUUCUAAAAGAUGAAUAUAAGAAAAAUAGUUAUAAAAUAAUUGUUUUAAAUUUAGUGUGCAUAUUAUAGCUGCAUAUUUUAAGAAGGGAGAAAGGGCUAUUGUUGAAUUUUCUUGUUGAUGUAAGGUGAAGGUAUCAUUUCAUUUGCACAUGCUCACAAUUCAUCCAUUUACUAGUCAUAGGAAUAAUUAUUUAUUUUGCUCAGCAUUAGAUAUAUGCACAAAACAGUAGAAAUAGAAUCCCCAAACAAAAAUUUUAAAACUCAGUAGUAUUAUUUGUAAUAGAAUAAAUAAUUUAAAUGUGACAUUAUCCGAAACUACUAUAUAUUUUCUUAUUUUUUUAUGGAAUUUUCAUUAAUUUGAUUGAAAUAUGGUAGUAACCUUUAACCUGCACAUUAAAUGACACUGGAUAAGGCCGCUUUUGUUAUUAAAAAUUUUCUGUUAGGUAAAUAUAAAUUUUCUCAAAAAGAUAAUUUUGAUUUUUUUUUGGAAAUGUUCAAUUUUGGAAAUACAGGACUCAAUAUAAAUAUAUAAGAUAUAUUUUAAUUCAUCCACCUCCAAGAAUUAUUGUGAAAGCAAUGUUAUUAUUCUUAUGAAUACAAGAAGUACUGCCAUAUUUAAAAAAUUGAAAGGUAAUGAAAAUCAUUUGUAUUUUUACUGCCCGUUAUAAUCUGUACAAAAAUAUUUCAUGCAUAUCUUGUAUUCAACAUGUAAAAUUUUGUUAUUUAAUGUUUCUUGUUCAACUUCAAAUGCUUUUCUUCUUUCAGUGUAACUUUAUGCCUAUUGUACAUAAUAUUAUUGGUAGGAACUAGUACUUUUACGCAGUUUUUAGAAUGGAGUUUAUUUUAUAAAAUUAUAGACUGCUAAGAUAGUUUCACUGAUUAAUGUUAAUAAAAAAAGUGUUCAGCUCAAAAUAUCUUGUAGCUAGUUGCUGAAUAAAUGAAGUCGUGGUGUACUUUUACAUAUGUGGUUGUGAGUCCAUCUUAUAAGUCCAUCUUUCACCCGACGUUCAAGACCUGCCCGUUACAAUGUAUUGUCUAAAGACUGUGGUUUAAAAACCACUUGUUUACUGUUGAAAGGACAUCAGCUGAAGUGCAGACAGUUUCUAACGUACCAUUCUCGACAAAGUGCACCUAAAGAGCUCACUUGAGGUACAAGAUAUGUUGCAACUGAAAAAAAAAAUUACAA